AUGUAUCAUAAGCUAUAUGACUACGCAUCAGUCCAGUCCAACACCGACCUCGACUUCUACUUCAACGACGAGAAGGAAACGACGGACCUCCGCUUGGACGACACGCUGGACGUCUGGAACCACCACUGCCUCGUCUUCUCGCAUCCCGGGUUCAGAAUAUACGUGAACGGGCGGCUGAGCGAACGGGGCCGGCUGAGCUCGCCCGCCCUGGACCUCCCCCUCAACGGGACGCUGUACCUCGGCCAGGAGCAGGACCGCCUGGACGGCGGCCUCGACCCUCACCAGUCCUUCAGCGGCCUCCUGGCGCAGGUGAACCUCUGGGACUACGCUCUUCAAGACGACGUCAUCCACAGCAUCGCCAACUGCACGUCCAACGACCAGGGCAACGUUCUGGCCUUCGACACGGCGCCCGUGGAGCUGUCGGAGGCGCUGACUGAGGUCCUGGGCGUCGAGGCCCUGUGCGCGCGGCCCCCGAGGUUCGUCAUCGUCCCCGAGAGGAAGAGCCCGAGCGAGGCCGCGGCGUUCUGCGAGCUGGCGGACUCGAGGUUCUACAUCCCGACGGAGGGCGAGGCCAACGAGCGGCUCUUCAACGACAGCCGCCAGUUCGUGGGCGCGUGCGGAGGGAAGAGCUACAAGCUGCUGUUCCUCGGGGCGACGGACCGGGAGGAGGAAGGGCACUGGGUUCGGACGCACGACGGAAGGCCUUUAUCGUACACGGCCUGGGGCAGCGGCGAGCCCAACGGCGGGAGGAAACGCAACUGCCUCGUGCAGACUAAGCACAGCGACCGCUGGGGCGACGUGGAGUGCGACCAAGAGCUGUGCUUUGUCUGCGGCAGGACCAACGUGGACUUCCUUCAGCUGCGAGGACUGUGCCACGACGACGAGCACCAGACGCGGUUUCUGUUCGACGGCUACCUGCGCGGGAAGCCCUUCUUCCGAGGUUACUACACCAUGCUCAUCUUCCACUCCGGGGACAAGGAGUGGCUCCUGCAGGACACGACGGACAACGUCACCGUGGCCGUCCUCUCGCUCGCGCAGGAGACCGGCUUCCCCAUCGGACGGCAGACGUGGCGCAUGAGCAGCAGCCUCUGUGGCUUCCCCGCCGGCGCCGCCGUGGUGCUCGGCCUCUCGACUUGCACGACCCAGGAGUUCAUGUGCACGGACGGGUCGUGCGUCCACCGGGGCAGACGGUGCAACCUCCGGGACGACUGCGCGGACGGCAGCGACGAGCAGAACUGCACCAUCGUCCACUUCAGCGACAGCUACCACAACCACCGCCCUCCGCCGGGCCCGAGCGUGGGCGCGCCCCUCGAGAUCGACGCGGGCGUAGAGCUCAUCAGGUUCUCCAAGAUCGAUGACAUCAACCUCGCCUUUAACAUGGAGAUCGAGGUGGCGCUCGCCUGGACCGACAGCAACCUCAGGUACAAGAACCUCAAGGAGCAGGAAGGCUGGAACAAGCUGAGCAGCCUCGAGGUGGAGAAGAUCUGGUCCCCCGAUGUGGAGUUCCUCAACGUGAACAAUGGGGAACUCAGGAGGCUAAAGAGCGGGGUCUUCGUGCAGCGGCUGGGCGAGGCUGACCCGCCCGUCUUCACGGACGUCAAAAUGGACACAAUGUACCAGGCACAAGCAGGCCGACUGGUGCAAAGGGAACAGUACUAUGGGAGCUUCAAUUGCCAUUUCGGUCUCUUCCACUACCCGUUCGAUACCCAGAGUUGCAGCAUCCUCGUCAAACUUGCUUCUGCCGAUACCCAGGUCAUCGUGUUGAGAAACGGAUCGGUGUUCUACAACGGGCGCAGCGAACUCCCCAAAUACAGCAUUCGGAAUAUCGCUGCCCAUCUCACCGCCCGCUCUGACUACGCCGUCCUGCAGGUAACAUUCGACCUGGAGCGUCGAUGGAGCUUGUUGGUUCUCACUAUCUUCAUGCCAACGUUCCUCCUUCUCGGAAUCGGUUAUGGCACACUCUACAUCCAGCUCAAGGCCUUCCAGGUCAGGGCCAUCAUGACGCUGACGACCCUGCUGGUCCUGUACACCCUGUUCAACCAGGUGUCCAGCGCCCUCCCCGACACCGCCUACAUCAAGAUGAUCGACAUGUGGUUCUUCUUCUGCAUCUUCCUCAUCUUCAGCGUCAUCAUCGUGCACAUAGCAGUCGAGCGCCUCGAGCCCGGGGAGGCCAAGCCGCCGAAGACGGUGCGGGUGUCGCCGGCGGAGCAGAUGCGGCCGGAGGGAAGGUGGCUGCUCAGAGUCAAAAGCAUCACUGCCACGCAGGUCCUCGAGGUCAGCAGAAAGAUGGUGUUUCCUCUCAUCGUGUCUGUGUUCGCCCUCGUGUACUGGCUGGCUAUUUUUGUCCACUAGGAAUAAGUCUUCUUAAACAAACAGCCCAAAACUUUGAAGGUGAAGACUAAAGGUUCGCAGGUCACCCUCGACGGUAAUGGUUGCGAGGCCACUCAGUGAGCUUAGUAAAGAAGCGCUGCCCGUCCCCUCUCUCCUUUUGGACCAGGCAAACCCCGGCUUCUGUUCGCCCUGGCCAAGGAAGAGGAUUUCACCUCCUUCCUGUUCUUAGCCAACCAGGAGCUAGGAACAAACCCCGCCUAUCUGGGAUGACCCUGCACCCUCCUGACCUCUAAGUGACCUCGCUGUUAACUUCAGAGACGUCCUAUUAUAGGCACUAUGUAUAUACCAUAUAAAUAUAAUAUAGAUAUAGAUUCUUUGUAAUAUUUUCAAACAGGGCAGUCGAGCCUUCUGGUCUUCAACCUAGACGUCUGUAUUGAGUGACGCCACAUCUCGCAUCGUAAUUUUAACGUGUUCUACUUAGUGUUUCAGCAUUGUGUGGACUGCUGAUUUUUGUCUCUACAUAUC
Molecule: messenger RNA, 2856 nt
Organism: Penaeus vannamei (Pacific white shrimp)
Lineage: Eukaryota; Metazoa; Arthropoda; Malacostraca; Decapoda; Penaeidae
Source: RefSeq, a predicted model, not a curated record